Messenger RNA from Ostertagia ostertagi, 525 nucleotides. NCBI's taxonomy places the organism in Eukaryota, Metazoa, Nematoda, Chromadorea, Rhabditida, Trichostrongylidae. The record is from the annotation of a GenBank genome assembly.
AUGCCGCUGGCCGGUGUUCUCUGUGAAAGCUCGUACGGCUGGAGAUUGCUUUAUUACAUUCAAGGACUGUUCACACUUCUACUUUUCAUCACAUUCUAUCAUUUCUUCGAGGAUUCACCGAUUAUCCACAGGAAUGUGAGCGAAAAAGAGUUGGCUCGAAUUCAACUUGACAAAAACAGUGCUGAUCUGUCAGCACGAGAACCGGUGCCGUACCUGCACGUGGUUCGAGACCCCUGCAUAAUCGGAGUUUGGCUCUCGAAUGUUGGAGCUCAUUUCGGAUUUCUCUCUUUUCUCUACUAUGGGCCAGUUUAUAUUAAUAAGGUGUUGCAUUUCCACGUAAAAUCUACCGGCUAUGCUACGGCACUACCGUAUGUGCUGUCUGCAGCUGUGAAGAUUAUCGCCGGUCCGAUUUCAGACCGAAGCACUUGCGUCUCGGAAAGAAUACGAGUCAUCAUAUUUGCAUGCAUAUCGCAGGGUUGUAUGGCUACUUGCUUCUUCAUGCUAGCUUUUGUGAGUUUCUUAUAA